AUGUCUACAAAUACAACAAUGUCAAUGUGUGAAAAUAACUCUGUGCUAGUUGACGAAACAGUGAAUUGUUUGGAGAACUCUUCAAACCAAACAAUCGAAGAGUUACUCACACGUGACCAGCGUGCAGUGAUUGUGACGUACUGGGUGCUGAUGACGCUGGGGGCAUUCUGCAACCUGGCCGUGCUGAUGAGUUUGACAAGAACUCGCCGCAGGAAGUCAAGAGUGGAUUUGUUAAUGACGCACUUGGCGAUAGCUGAUGUUUGGGUUACGUGUGGAGUUAUACCACUAGAGAUCGGCUGGAAGUAUACAAACGAGUGGCUGGUGGGCAACGCGCUCUGCAAAGUGCUGCUGGUCAUGCGGGCUUUCGGACUGUAUCUUUCUUCUAACGUCCUAGUCUGCAUUUCCAUUGAUAGGUUUUUCGCAGUGUUGUAUCCGUUAAAAAUGCGAGUGGCGCGCAAAAGCAGUCAACACAUGUUGUACUGCGCGUGGGCGAUGGCACUUGCGUGCAGUUUGCCUCAGAGCUUGGUGUUCCGAGUGAUGCAGCAUCCGCAAGUGGCCGGCUUCGAGCAGUGCGUAUCGUUCGGCGCGUUCUCGAGCGAGGCGCAGGAGAUAGCGUACAACGUGGCUUGUCUGAGCGCGAUGUACUUCGUGCCUCUGCUGAUUAUCUCCGUGUGUUACAUCUGCAUAUUCUGCAGGAUUCGACGCUGCAGCAACGAGCUCGAUGACAACUGCAUCCAUAAGAAGGAGAGCAUUUCUGGCGUCCGCUUGCGACGUUCCGACCACCGGCUGCUGGAGCGGGCGAAACGCCGCACGCUGCGUAUGACUGUCAUCAUCGUCACCGUGUUUGCUUUAUGUUGGCUGCCAUAUGCCAUCAUGACCAUGUGGUACAUGGUAGACCGCCGUUCAGCAUCACGCGUGUCACCGCAACUUCAGGACCUGUUGUUUGCGAUGGCAGUCUCCAACUCCUGCAUGAACCCCAUAGUGUACGGCUCCUACACGCUACGCUCCAAUGAAACCGUUCAGACGCUGCUGAAGAAAAUAUGCUGCUGGUCGACUUCUUCUGCAACUAACACAGGCAAUGCUGGAUUUACUACACAUGAAAAGAAAUUGCGUAAUAUCGACGACCCUGCAAUGAAAUUGAAUAAGUUCGUUAACCCGCGGACGCACUUGGGCGUGCGUUUCGCGGAGACGCCGCUAGUGGAGGCGCAGAGGGCGCGCGAGUCGCGUGCGGAGCGCGUGCCCGCCCGACGUCCGCCGCCGCGCCUGCGCUGCGCGCCGCACGAGCGCCAGCGCGCGCUCCUCCAGUGCCGAGCAGACAACUCGCCGCAUGUCUAG
Molecule: messenger RNA, 1335 nt
Organism: Parnassius mnemosyne (clouded apollo)
Lineage: Eukaryota; Metazoa; Arthropoda; Insecta; Lepidoptera; Papilionidae
Source: the annotation of a GenBank genome assembly